AUGAUCGGGCCGCAGGUGCUUAUCGAGCACGUGUUCGGUCGUGACGUGCACAGUGUGGUGCCCAAGCUCAACAUUGAGGGGCAGCACUGGGGUGCAGUGGCCCCAGCAAAGAGCCGAAUGGUAGGCACUGGGCGUGUAAUUUUGCCCGUUACACGUUUUGGUGUUCCCAGCAGGGAUCUCAGCGGCAGGCCCUGCGGCCAGGCUAACAAUGAGAGCCCUACAGCCAGUCCGAGGGUGGCUCAUUGCUUUCGAAACACUGUGUGUGUGGUUGUUACAGUGGGCUCCAGACUCCCGAAGAGUAGAGCCAUCGGGCCAGCUGGCCGUGCACUGCAGUAG
This is a messenger RNA of Volvox carteri f. nagariensis, 336 nucleotides long. RefSeq lists its product as uncharacterized. The record is from RefSeq and is a predicted model, not a curated record. The coding region runs from base 1 to 336 and encodes 111 amino acids. The transcript has a single exon. NCBI's taxonomy places the organism in Eukaryota, Viridiplantae, Chlorophyta, Chlorophyceae, Chlamydomonadales, Volvocaceae.